Molecule: messenger RNA, 1644 nt
Organism: Eremothecium sinecaudum
Lineage: Eukaryota; Fungi; Ascomycota; Saccharomycetes; Saccharomycetales; Saccharomycetaceae
Gene: PNS1
Product: Pns1p
Exons: 1
Coding region: 1-1644 (547 amino acids)
Biological process (GO): transmembrane transport
Cellular component (GO): plasma membrane
Molecular function (GO): transmembrane transporter activity
Source: RefSeq, a predicted model, not a curated record
AUGUCAGGUAAUGUAUACGGGAAGCCUCCGGCUUACGAUAAUGGACAGCAAUAUUACAGUGGGACACAGUAUCAGGGACAAAAUCAGCCUUACCAAGGUCAGCAGUUUUAUCCGCAACAAAAGCCCUCAGCUGUACCACAACAGUAUCAGUUUCAUCAAAAUCCGCAUUACAACCUGAAUCACGAUGGACCCGGAGCCCCUAUAGGGAAUAGCUUUGAGGAGAAGUUCCCUACUGAGAAUAAUAACAAGAGGAAGUUUAAUGACUGGCCGUUUACUAUUCUAUUUUUAUUAACGGUAGGGGCAUUUACUGCUUUGGCAGUUAUUACACUUCGAGCUUGGAGCGACAACUCAUCUCAAGUAGGCUCUGGUGUCUACGAUGGAGACGAUACUGGUACACUGAACGCCAACUCUGCCAUUUUAUUGGUAGUUACUGUUGGUAGUGCAUUAGUACUUUCGGUCGUCGGUUUUAUCUUAGCAAGCAUGUACCCCAAAAUGUUCAUCUAUCUUGGUAUGAUUGUGAACGUUGUAACGGGGCUUGCGGCUGCUAUUAUCUAUUUCUCGAUGAGAUACUGGUCAGGAGGUAUCGUGUUCCUGAUAUUCACUCUGUUGGUUGCAUGGUGCUUCUACUCGAUGCGCUCUAGGAUUCCUUUAAGUGUUGCGAUUAUGAAGACUGUUAUGAGCGUCAUAAGGCGGUACCCACAGACCUGGAUUGUUUCCCUGAUAGGGACAAUCGUAGCUGGUUGUUUUUCUGUGAUCUUCUCAGCUGUUGUAGUUGCUACUUACAUCAAAUAUGACCCAAAGCCAGGUAACGGUGGAUGUGAUUCAGCGGGUGGAUCUUGUUCUCAAGGGAAAUUAGUUGGUAUGUUAAUUCUUGUGUUCUUCUGUGGGUACUACAUUUCAGAGGUAAUCAGAAACGUUAUUCACUGUACCGUAGCUGGUAUCUAUGGUUGCUGGUACUACUUCGGCAAAUCAGACCAAGGUAUGCCUCGCUGGCCAGCUUUUGGCUCUUUAAAGAGAUCUUUGACUACAUCAUUUGGGUCCAUUUGCUUCGGUUCAUUAAUUGUGUCUCUGAUCCAAGUUCUAAGGCAGAUUAUUAAUGCGUUCAGAUACGGGGCUAUCUCUGGUAUAGGAGACAACGAGUGCGUUGGCUGUCUAUUUAUAAUUGUUGAUAUGAUUGUUGGAAUGUUCGAGUGGAUGGUCAGAUACUUCAACCAUUAUGCGUAUGCGUUCAUUGCGUUAUACGGUAAGCCUUACUUACGUGCUGCUAGAGAAACCUGGCACUUAAUUAGAGAAAAGGGUUUGGACGCCUUGGUCAACGACAACUUGAUCAAUCUGGCCCUCGGCUUCUACACUCUCUUUGUGGGGUACAUCUCUGCACUAAUUUCAUACCUGUACUUGAGAUAUACUAAACCAGCCUACAAUGAUGAUGGAAACUUCAACGUGCCACUGAUGGCUUUCUCGUUGCUCAUUGCACUACAAAUUGUUAACAUUGCUACAGAGACCAUAAGGUCAGGCACUGCUACAUUCUUUGUGGCCUUGGGUAACGAUCCUGAAGUGUUCCAUGUGUCUCAUCCACAGAGGUUCGACGAAAUCUUCAGAGCCUACCCAGAUGUGCUCCAGAAACUCAACUAUCAGCAUGUUUGA